GGAUCAGACAGGGGUUAGCCUCCUGCGGAGUGGGGAAGAGGGCUGCUAUGACUAUCUGAGGCGUCUGUCUCCCCCUUACCCCUUCCAGAGGACCACCAUCAGCUCCCUUCGGAAAAGCCAAGAAACCCCAACUCUCACCCCCAGCCCAGUCUCCCCCGGUGCCCUCCCGGGCUGAGCCAUGACCGACGGGCCGCCCCCGCCCCCGCUCUACCGGAGCAUCUCAUUCAAACGGCUGGAGCGCUGGAGCGGCGGUCAGGGCUCCGACAGGGCGGACUGCUCGGAGGAGACGACCUCCUCGUCCCCAGGGCUCCGGCGGCGGACUCCCGGCACAGGCACCCUGGCGGCCUCCCGACGCGUAUCUAAGCUGGCGUCGGGUGCCACUGGGGCCGCGGCGACGUCCUCCCCGCGGCCCCUGCGCAGCCUCUCGCCAUCCGUCCGCCAGUUGUCCCAGCGCUUCGACAGCGCUGGCCGAGGGUCGCGGAGCAGGAGUCGGAGCCAGAGCCAGCUCACGGGAACUGGCUACCCCAGCGACGAAGAGGCCCACUGGAUGCGGGGCCGGGAGGGGGCGCCGUCGGAGUUCCGCAGGGGCCAGUUCGGGGCCGAAGAAGGAGCUGGAGCUGGAGCCGGAGCCGGUGGGGGCGGACCCGGGUCGGAGCCCGCGGGCCACUGGCCCAGCGUCACGGAGAUGCGCAAACUCUUCGGAGGCCAGAGCUUCAGACGGCCAAGCCCCGAUGGCCUGUGGGGGUCGCCCAGCCCGGCCUCGGCUUCCCCCACCCGAGACGACGGGGCUCAGAGCCCAGAGGAACCCCCUGGCCGCCAGCAGCCGCCUCCACCUCCCCCCAGGACCUGUUUCCCCCUCUCUGGCCUUCGGUCCCCCCUGCCCCGGGCCCAGGCCGAGGGGAGGAGGCAGCAGCAGGCGGAUAGUUCACAUUCUUGGCAUAGUUACUGCCAACCACACGCCGGCCCCCAGGCCUCUGUCUGCUCCUCCUCCUCCUCUCCUGCCACUGCCUUCUAUCCUGUCAGCCGCAGCCUGAGCAGAGGAGAGAGCUCCAGCGAAGAGGAAGAGCAGGCCAGGGGGCCCGGGAACUCUGCUGUCCCCGGCCCAGGGGCCCAGCCCUCUGGAGGUUCGGGCAGUGAAGGAGACGGGUUGAAGGAAGAAGCUAUCCGCCAGGCUUCCUCCUACAGGAAAGAGGCCUCUGCAGGGGGCUGGGACCUGGACAAUGAUGGGUUAAGACCAGGCAGGAUGGACUCCUCUGAACAGACCCCUGAAGGGCAGGGCCCGGACCCCCAGAGGUCAGGAUGUGUCUCGGAGGGCCUCCAGUCUUCCCGAGGGUCACAGGAAGGCCUUAGGCAGCUCACCAGGGGCCUCCCAGAGAGUUUUGGGAGCACUUUCCCCAUGGUCUCCCGCGUAGCCAAGGUGAGCUUCCCACCCUAUGUGGCCAGCCUUGGCCGUCACUCAAGCACGGAGAAGCUGAAGGAGGAGGAUCUUUGGAUCGGCCGAGGCAGUUGGGGCUUGUAUCGCUCACCUAGCUUUGGUGCGGGGGAUGCUUUCCUCAGGCCUCAGGCCCAUGCCCGGCCAAAGCCCCUGGGGUGCAUGGGCAGAGGGCAGAGGGACAGCCCCACCGAGGCUGCAGAGCCGAGCUACAAGGCCAUGGGGCUGGAGAAAAGCCGGCAGCGGAAGUCCCUGUCAAACCCUGACAUUGCCAGUGAGACGCUGACCCUGCUUAGUUUCCUCCGUUCUGACCUCUCUGAGCUGAAGGUCCGUCGGAGUGGCCGGCGACCUGGGGACCAGGAUGGAGCACCACAGAGCUGCUCCGAGGACAGUGAGUUGACAGGCCAUAAGGGACCUCUGCUUGCCCCGGCUAGGCAGGCCCUGGGCACUCGCCCAACCCUCAAAGACCUCACAGCCACAUUGCGCCGGGCAAAAUCGUUUUCCUGCACGGAAACACCCUCCCCUCGGAGGCUCUCCCGGACAGGGGCACUGAAGCCCAGCUCCUCAGAACUGCUCCUUGCAAGACGGAGGGCUGAGGAAGAAGAGGAGGAAGAUGGGCUCCCUGAGGUCGUGCAGGACCAGUAUGUACAAGAAGCCAGGCAAGUAUUUGAGAAGAUUAGCCAGAUGGGGGCCCAGCAGGACGAUGGAGGCUCUCCCCCUGCCCUUCACCUGCCCACAAGCUCUCCUUGCCGGAGAUCCCUGGAGGAAUUGUCAGGCCAUGAGUCCAGUCUGACUGAUGAGGGCAUUGGGACAGAACCUGAACCCACUAAUAUUGCUUCCAGGGGCCUGGGGCCUCUCUCUGAGUGGAAGUCUGGUGAGUUCCCCCUCUCCUCAUCUCGGAUGAAUUCCAGUGGCCCUCCAGCAGAGGGAGGCCGGGGCCCCACCAGUGGGCCUCUGGAUGCUCCAGGUACACCAGGUGCCCUUCGUCGGCGCCGGAAGGGCCCCCCCAUAGGCCUUGGUGGAACAGACCUCAGCAAUGGGGAGGCUGGUGAGGCCUACCGUUCCCUGAGUGACCCAAUGCCUCACCACCGGCGGUCUACCCCAUUUGAGGAGUCCUCAGGCUUCUCUGUAGAUAGCAACUUGCUGGGCUCCCUGGGCCCAAAGGCUGGGCUUCCCACAGCAUCAGCUGUGGCCUUGGCAGAUUGCAGGGCUGGGGGGGCCAGUGACUCUUCCAUUGGCAGUGAUGGCGGGAAGGACUUUCAGGCAGUGAUCCAGAGUGUGGUCCACCAGCCAGGUGCCCUGGGCCGGGCAGCGGAUGAGCGAGUCCAUGGUAGAGCAGCCAAGAAGAAGUCACUGAGUGACCCCAGCCGGCGUGGGGAGCAGGCCGGUCCUGGGUUUGAGGGCCCUGGUGGGGAGCCCAUCCUGGAAGCAGCCCUCCCCCCAGCCAGCAGUGAGCCCACCCUCCUGGAACAUCAGUCAAGUGAACCAGAAAAGACCAGGGCUCAGUCUGAGAGAGUUCUGCCCAAAGCCUUGCCAGCCGCUGCCCCCCUGGAUUUCCACCUUGACCCCAAGCUAGCCGAUGUGCUAUCCCCACGGCUUGCCCGCCGGGGGUCCAAGAAAAGGCCAGCCCGGAGCAGUCACCAAGAAUUCCGAAAAGAGGAAGACACGACCACACUGGGAAGGGCCCAGUCUGGCUCUCGUCAUGUUCGACAUGCCAGUGAACCAGCUGCUUUCAUUCCCAUUGAGGCCCCUGAACCAAUAGCCACAGCCACUGAGACCCCAGGAUCCACAAAUAAGGUCUAUCCAGCCCUUCAGGUACCCUCUCUGGAAGAUGUUACCAAGCAGUACAUGCUGACCCUGCGUUCUAGUGAGUCCCCUGCUCCUGGGCCCACAGAUUCAAGCCGGUCUACUCCAGUCACACCAACCUCCACUGAAGCCAAACCACUGGAGGUGGCCCGGCCCCCAGAAGACCCCAUUCCCACUGAAAGGAGACAGAGCCAAAGCAAACCACAAGUGGACAUGAGAAAACAUGUCAUCAUGACACUAUUGGACACAGAACAGUCAUAUGUGGAAUCCCUUCGGACGCUCAUGCAGGGUUACAUGCAGCCUCUCAAGCAGCCAGAGAAUGCAGUUCUGUGCGACCCGUCCCUGGUGGAUGAAAUCUUUGACCAGAUCCCAGAGCUGCUGGAGCACCAUGAACAGUUCCUGGAGCAGGUGCAGAACCGUGUGCAAGAGUGGCAUACAAGGCAGAAAGUGGGUGACCUGCUUGUGCAGUCGUUCUCCAAAGACAUCCUGGUGAAUAUCUACUCAGCCUACAUUGAUAACUUCCUCAAUGCCAAAGAUGCUGUGAGAAUUGCCAAGGAGGCCCGGCCUGCCUUCCUCAAAUUCCUGGAGCAAAGCAUGCGAGAGAACAAGGAGAAGCAGGCCCUGUCUGACCUCAUGAUCAAACCGGUGCAGAGGAUCCCCCGCUAUGAACUGCUCGUGAAGGACCUCCUAAAACACACACCUGAGGACCACCCAGAUCGGCCAUUCCUGAUUGAUGCCCAUCGGAACAUCAAGCAAGUGGCUGAAAAAAUCAACAAGGGCAUGAAGAAUGCAGAAGAAGUGGAGAGGCAUGCGCGAGUGCUGCUCGAGAUUGAGGCCCACAUCGAGGGCAUGGAAGAUCUGCAGGCCCCGCUGCGGAGGUUCCUGAGACAGGAGAUGGUAGUAGAGGUGAAGGCAGUUGGUGGCAAGAAGGACAGAUCCCUCUUCCUCUUCAGUGACCUCCUGGUCUGCACCACCCUGAAGCGGAAAUCUGGUUCCCUACGGAGAAGUUCAAUGAGUCUCUAUACGGCCGCCAGCGUCAUUGACAUAGCCAGCAAGUACAAGCUACUGUGGAAGCUGCCCCUGGAGGAUGCAGACAUCAUCAAAGGAGCAUCCCAUGCCACCAACCGAGAAAGUGUCCAGAAAGCCAUUAGCCACCUGGAUGAGGACCUUAACACCCUGGGCCAGAUCAGCAAGCUCUCUGAAAGCCUCAGUUUCCCCCAUCAGAGCCUGGAUGAUGUCAUCAAGGAGCUCACGGCAGCUGCCCACCGGGACCUGGCCGAGAAGCAGGCUCUGUGCUACACACUCUCCUUCCCACCCAACAAAGUGGAGCUGUCAGCCACGAGGCCCGAGGGCACGGAUACUUUCAUCUUUGAAUUCCCCCAUCCAGAUGCCAGAGUUGGUUUUGAGCAAGCCUUUGAUGAAGCCAAGCGGAAACUCGCCUCCAGCAAAAACUGUCUGGACCCGGAAUUCCUGAAAGCCAUCCCCAUCAUGAAAACGCGAAGCGGCAUGCAGUUCUCCUGUGCCUCCCCUAGCCACAGUACCUGCGCCGAGAGUGCCCACGAGGUGUGGGUGUGCAACAGCGAUGGCUACGUGGGACAGGUCUGCCUGCUGAGCCUGAGAGCCGAGCCCACCGUGGAGGCCUGCAUCGCGGUCUGUUCUGCCCGCAUCCUCUGCAUGGGGUCCGUGCCUGGCCUGCAGCCUGGUGGAGGAGGUGGAGGGGGCAACAACGGCUUCAGGGAUCAGCCCCCCUCACUGGUAAGCCCGGCAUCUCCCCCAGAGGUGGUGGCCACAGCAACUGCCCUGGAUGAAGGUAGUUCCCAGCCCUGCCUGCACAUCUCCAUCUCGGGCUCUUCCCCAGAGCUGCCCUCGGGGCCCACCAAUAGUAGUCCAGGCCCAGAACUCAUGCCCUUCGACAGUGAUGACUCAGAUGAUGAGUCAUCCCCCAGCCCCUCCGGGACUCUGCAGAGCCAGGCCAGCCGCUCCACCAUCUCCUCCAGCUUCGGCAAUGAGGAGAUGCCCAGCUCCAAAGAGGCUACGGCGGAGACGACCAGCUCAGAGGAGGAGCCGGAACCUGGCUUCCUGCCCCUGUCUGGCUCUUUUGGCCCCAGCGGGCCCCACGGGGGCAGUCCUGUGGAUGGACGGGCCCUUCGCCGCUCCAGCCGCGGGUCCUUUACCCGGGGCAGCCUGGAAGACCUGCUUAGCAUGGACCCCGAGGCCUACCAAAGCUCCAUGUGGCUGGGCACCGAAGAUGGCUGCAUCCACGUCUACCAGUCCUCGGACAGCAUCCGCAACCGCAAGAACAGCAUGAAACUUCAGCACACGGCAGCCGUCACAGCCAUCAUGUACCUGGAUAACCAGGUGUUUGUAUCUCUGGCGAAUGGAGAACUUGUUGUCUAUAACCGGGAGGCAGGCCAUUUCUGGGACCCCCAGAACUCCAAAUCUCUUGUCCUGGGGGGCCCGGGCAGCCCCGUGACCAAGAUGGUGUCGGUGUCAGGGAAGUUGUGGUGUGGAUGCCAGAACAGGAUCUUUGUCCUCAACACGGGCAGCCUGCAGCAGGAGCAUACGUUCCAGGUCGGCUUAGACCCCAAUCGCAGUGUGGCCUGCAUGGUGAACUCCAGCCUGGGCGUCUGGAUUGCCCUACAGAGCACAGCCCAAGUACGACUGUACCACUCGGGUACCUUCGAGCAACUGGCUGAGGUGGACAUCACACCCCCUGUGCACAAGAUGCUAGCUGGCUCGGACGCCAUCAUUCGCCAGCACAAAGCUGCCUGUCUACGCAUCACAGCCCUGCUGGCCUGUGAGGACCUGCUGUGGAUUGGGACCAGUGCUGGGGUGGUGCUCACGAUGCCCACCUCGCCCAGUACCGUCAGCACCCCUCGAGCCCCACUGAGUCCCGCUGGCCUGGUCCAGGGUCACACGGGGCACGUGCGCUUCCUGACCGCUAUUGAGCUCCCCGACAACUUUGACCUCCUCUGCCCUCCGCCAUCCCAUGACGCAAGUCCCGAGAAGUCGGCGCUGCUGGAACGAAGGGAUUCUUCCCGACACCGAGGCUCGGUCCCAGCCCUGGUCAAGCCCAAGAUGCUGGUGAUCAGCGGGGGUGAUGGCUAUGAGGACUUCAGACUGAGCAGCAGUAGCAGCGAGACCGUGGGGCGGGACGAUAGCACAAACCACCUCCUCCUGUGGAGGGUGUGACCCGGACACGAUCCCGCACCCCCGCCGCCACCCCGCUCUGCACCCGUGUGUGCACCUGUGGGCCUUGGGCUGACUGGUGUGUGGGCGUCCUGGGCACAGGCAUGUGGCCCCACAAAGGACUCGCGUCUGGAACACACCCGGCCGGGUUGCGCCCAACGUCUCCCCUCGUGGCAUCCCCCAUCCCCUGCUCCAUGUGCAUCUGGAGACCACACACGUGCAUGAGAACGGAUCGCAUCCAGGGAGGCCUUGGCCUGCGGGGCAGCAGGAUGCCAGCCGCUGCCAGCCCCAGCCUCCUCACCUUGCCCUCACUCUGUGUUCCCAGGGUUGCCCUGAUUCCCUCCUUGUCCAGGUAGCCCAGGCCCCAUCACACUUCCUUGGGGCAGAGGGAAGGCACUCAUCCUUGGGCAGCCACGGGCCAGAGGGUUAUGUGCAAUAUUGCAAGUGCUUCCUGGAGGCUGUGGGUAGAGUAGGGGAGGUAGCCCCACAGGGCCAACAACAGGGGGGAAAGGGUGAGUGGAGCCCAAGCUGGUGGCUAGGGAUCAGAGGAGGAGGCGUGGAGGGCACUCCCCAUGUGUACAGUAUUUAUGUAUAUUUUUAGACGCUCGUGGUAACUCCCAGAGCACUUAUUUAUGCCCCAGUCCAGCCUAGCAAUCAAAGGAGGAAGGGAGGGAGGGAGGGAGGGAGGGAGGAAGGGAGGGCAAGAUUUGGGGGCAAGAAACACAGAAUCAUCCCUUCCUCUAGAGGGAUGUUGAGUUCGUGCCUGAAACGGACCUUCCUGAAGGGAGCAGAAUGUCCUAGUCCCCCGUAGUCCCCAUCCCCACCUCUGUCCCCACACAAUAGUUUUGCACAUUCACAACACCUUCCCUCCUGGACCCUCCAAACCCACUCAGUCCCUCUCCCACCCCCGAAGGCACAGCUUCACAGACCCCUCCUGGCACAUGCAGCCCACCAUUCGUGGCAAUUCAGGACUGGAGAAAUGAAUGCCACUUGGCAUCAUACCCUGCUAGAAUCUGAAACAGUUGUGGAUCUGGAGCCUGAGAACCUCGAUUCAAAUUCUAGAGGCAGCUAGGUGACGCAGUGGAUAGAGCACCGGCCCUGGAGUCAGGAGUACCUGAGUUCAAAUUCGGCCUCAGACACUUAACACUUACUAGCUGUGUGACCCUGGGCAAGUCACUUAACCCCAAUUGCCUCACUAAAAAACAAAAAAACAAACAAAUUCUAACUCUGUGCUGUGACUGUGAGUCACCUUUCUAUCUCUGGGCCUCAGUUUCCUCCUCUGUAAACUGAAGGGAAACUAGACUAGGUGAUCUCUAAGGUUUCUUCUAACUGUGGAACCUGCGCUCCACUGAUUCCACUCUCCCUUAUCCAGACCUAGAAGCUGGUCCUAUUCCCCAUUAUCCAUGAUACAGUGUCCAAGAAGGCUCCGUUCCGUUUUCUAGACCCCCUCUCCUAUCACUGAGGGAUGGGACUGGGGAGGGAGGAUCAAUUGGAAUCUUAAGCCUCAGUUCUCCAGGAGUUCCGUGUAUAAAUUCUCCAGGUUCUUUCCUCCACCCUGAGCCAUUUUCCUGCUCAUUGGCAGCUUUUCAUUGGUUUAUGUUGUUUGGAAUAAGGAAGACGUUUGAGAGCCCUGGAUGGAUCAGGGAGGCAGCUAAUGAUGAUGAUGAUGAAGAAGUCUCUGGGUUAUCCAGGAUUUAUCCAGGUCACACAAUGAGUUCCACAUGGGUUAUCUUGAGGUUUCCCAGCCCUGGGCUAAUUGACCAUUGGCCAGGUUAGGCAGAAAGGGCCUGGGAACCUUCUGGUGCCUUUCCCCUCCAGGCUCAUCUGAGCCCUUAGCCCCACUCCCAUCAUGCUUGCACACUGUAGCAUCUGGUACACUGGCACAUAUGAUGACUAGGGGACAGGGGAGAGGGACCGAUGGAGUCAAGAACCAAAAAUGGAAGUCCCAAGCUCCCUCUCUCCCACCCCGGACUCUAACCACUGAACCUCCUUCCCUCUUGAAUUCUCUCCAUCCUCACAGACUGAGCCCUUUCAGGAAGAUAACCUCCUAGUCCCUUCUACUUCCAUCCCCAAAGCAGAGUGAAUCUGAUGGGGCCUCUUUAAGGGACAUGGGAGGGAGUGGUUUGGAGGACCCAGAUGUACCCCCUGUCCAGCCCCAGCUCCCCCACCCACUCACCUUCCGGGAGAGAGCCUGACCUCCCUACUGCCUGCAUUCUCCAAGCUGUAACUCCAAAGGUUUCACCCCCCCCCCAACCUGGGGACUCUGGCUUGUCAUGUCCAGGUUUCGGGAGGACGAGGGCUGGGGACACGGGUUCAAGGUCCUGUUUUUCUCACUACCAAAUGACCAUGUAUUAACUCCAUGGAUGAUGAAGUUUCAAACAAGUCAAUAAACAGAAACACAAAGAAAAAUGGACACAUCUGGGGCAAGGUGGGGGGAGAGGUGGUGCAGGAGCCCUGGUUUAUUCCCGCCCCCCUGUUGUGGACACAGGGCUGACAGGCAUCAGAACAGACAUGCCAUGGGGGAUAUGAGAGGACCCACUCUGCUCUCUGGUCACUGUCUCUUUGAGAGGUGACUCCCUCCUUCAAUGGAGAUAGGGAGUCUAAGAAUCCCAGCUUUGUCACUCACUACCCAGGUGACCUUGGUCAAAUCCUUUCUCUUCUCUGGGCCUCAGUUUUCUUAUCUGCAAAAUGAACAAUUUGAACUAGAUCAGGGGUCCUUCACCUGGGCUUUAUGCAUAUGUGGAUAAAUUUUAGGGAAACUGAACUCACAUGGAAAAAAUUGUA
This is a messenger RNA of Dromiciops gliroides (monito del monte), 9211 nucleotides long. RefSeq names its product Rho guanine nucleotide exchange factor 17 (gene ARHGEF17). The coding region runs from base 179 to 6430 and encodes 2083 amino acids. The record is from RefSeq and is a predicted model, not a curated record. Lineage: Eukaryota; Metazoa; Chordata; Mammalia; Microbiotheria; Microbiotheriidae. Gene Ontology annotation, biological process: actin cytoskeleton organization. Gene Ontology annotation, molecular function: protein binding; guanyl-nucleotide exchange factor activity. The transcript is spliced from 21 exons.